UAACAGAGGCAGAGAGGAGCUGCAGUUGAGCAAUAACUGGAGAGCCUUAGGUUGUCCUCCCCUGUAGUAUUAACUAUGCUAGGCUCAGUAGCAGCCUUCUACCUCUAGGGAAUCCUGCUCAGUAUUUUGCUAUAUUUGAUUCACCCUUUUGUAUGUAGGAUAUGUAGACAUCCUUGUCAAAGCAUGAGAGACUUGAGUACCUUCAUUAUCUAAUGCACAAAAUAUUUGAUCACUAGUUAACUGCAAAUUAGAUUCUGCAUAUACUCAGCUGGAACAUAACUAAUGGUCUAGGUGGCCCUCAUACCUAGACCACAUGCUCUUAGCCUCUUCCCACUUAGAGGAUACUUUUUAUACGUGGUUAGCAAACAAGCUUAGAGUACUGAAAGCAAGCACUUGUUUUAAAAGGGUGCAAGAUGGAGUAUGUGAAGGUAACGGGCAGAUCUUUGAUCCUUUGUUUGCUUGCUUUGUCUUGUGGGUUGCAUUUCUACAAAGUGGCCAGUAGAGGGUACUGCUGAAUUAGCUGACCUUUUUGGAUAUUGGAAUUUGGAACUUCACAAGAGAAUCUUUUUCUCUCUUCACUCUCCCUGCUUCAAAAGGGGUGGAAAAAAUAGAUAGCAUGUUGAUAGUCUAUAUAUUAAAGAUAUUAAUUGGGAUUGGUAAGGUAUUUGCUUAAUACCGUGUCAGACACAACAAAGGCCUUAACUAAAAUUUUCACUAACUGCAUUGUUUCAAAAUGUGUAGAAGAACUCCAUGUUAUAUCUUCCUUUCUACAAUGGAAGCUUGUGUCUGUAUUAUCUUAGACAUAAUCAUUCCCUCAACAGCACUGUUGGUGAAGGCUAAACGUAGGUGCCUUCAGAAGAACCUUUCAAACUGGAAUGGUUGGGUCCAAAGUUUGGCAGAACUGGAUCUGAAGUAGGGAUGGAGUUUUCAUUUUUUUUUUUCCGUUUAACUCUGAGCUACUUCAGCUAAAUCCCGUUUCUCUCACUUCCCUUCUUUAUUUUGGCUUAGUUUUAGAUUUGGAUAGUACCACUACAUUCUUUCACAUGCUAAUUUUAAUAUUUUUGUAUUACGUUAAGCUGAUGUAGCAACCUUAACCAUAGCAUGCAUAGAAAACGAUAGGAUAAAACCUGACCAAGCAAAAAUAUCUCUGCAAAUGGUGCAUCCCCGGUUAUGAAGCACAAAACUCAAGGGGAAAUUGAUGAGUAGAUGGCUUUGUUUGGGGAAAAACCUGACCCAGAAUAACUUACUUGGAAUGAAGAUAUUGUAGCGUUACAUUUCUGGACCGCUAUUUUGGCAAUUUACAAAUAUAAAUCAUAUGAGAAGACAUACUUCAACUUAAAGAUUCUACAGGUGGGAUCAAUUUAUUUGUUUACAGCAUUUAACUGCUUCACUUCUAAUUCCAGAGUGUGAGUAAUAAGGGAGGAAAGUACCAUAUUAAAAGGUAAAACAAAGAAAAUACAUUAAAAUUUAAAAACCUAGAUAACCAAUAAAAGGUAUGGCUAGCCAAUCAAGGAAGCCGCCUUAAAGAUGUUUUCAGCUGCCAUGAGAAACAGUAUAAUGACUGGGUUUGUGCAACAUGAUGACCCAUCAUGGGUUGCUACCCAUAAUAAGUUGUGUCCUGCAAACUGACACCAAUUUCCCCAGAAUGGUGGUGUGCAUGGACAACUAGUCAUGCCAACAACCCAUUGCUUGGCUUAAGAGUUGUUGGAUCCAUGAUAAGGUUGACAUGUCAUACUGAAGCUGCAAGACAAGCUCCAUAGUGAGAAUGGGGAAUUGGCUCGGAAGACGCAGGGCAAGAGUGAUGAAAUACUCUUGCUAUUUGCCAUGGGGUUCCUAGAUGAGAGCCAGCUGCAGCAUCCCCCAGCUGCACAUCCCCACCUCUCCCCCUCACUGCUGUGAGCAGUUUCAUGUGUAACUUGUCUGGGGUUUUUUCCUUUCCUUCCUAAUGAAAGUUGGCAUAAAAAAACUUUUUGUGUACAAACCGUGUACCAAAAAGGAUUUUUUAAGUAGAGUAGCAUGAUUACAAUCUUUUGUAAUAGUGUGCCUGCAAGGAGUCAGAGCCUUUGGUGGUGGAGCAAGGUGGGAGGUUGCUGCCAAAAGGCCUUAAUAUCCACCCUGGAUAUCGCUCCAGCCAUUCCCUACCCAGUUUGGUUUCUCUUGACAGCUUGCAGGGAAAGCAGAGGUGUAAGGGAUCAUUUGCCAAGAAGGGUGUUUUUUGGCUGUACACCCUUUUGUAGCACAAUCAUCUUCAUAACAUUUAGUUCCCAUCCGGGUGCACCAUUUGUGCAUUGCUGUGAGCAUCUAGGCACGCAAGAAAGUGCAAAAGUGCACCCUUACCAUUUUUCAAGGGAAGGGGGCCUUGACAAGCACAUGUUGCAGUCCAAAACUAAAGGGACUUAGAGUUUUGACAGCAAGUUGCCAAGGGUAUCCAAAACAUUUUUUUCAUUUGAAAAGAAAAGGGGGAAUGCAGGGUUCCUACAGGCUCGGAACAAAAUGCAAAAUGUGCACCCUGAUGAGGGGAAACACAGAUAAUUUUGCUGCAAAGGGGGUAUAAAUCUACCCCUUAAACCCUUUCCAGCAAAUGAUCCCUUGCUCCUUUGGAUUUGGUCCCUCUGCUGGGGCAAUGGCCAUGUUGGGCACCUGUUCUCAGCCAGGACUUGAAAUACCUGUAGGUGCCUCACAGUUACUUAACACACUAAGAAAAAGUGCAUGCUUGUGCUUGCACAUUUUUAAGAAGUACAAAGGUCGUGCACAAUUUUUUAAAACAAAGUUGGGUGACCAUAAGCACCCUUCCCACAAAUCGCAUGGCAUUUGGAAAGGACUGCUUGUAGCUGUCGAAAGGGGGAUCACUGAGGGCAGCUUGACAGGCUGCUUUGUAGCUUUCCCCACACAAAAUAGUCUACAAGUCUGGGAAACCCUGUGUGGUGUAGUGGUUAAGAGUGCAGGACUGGGGCUCAGACGAUCUGGGUUCUGGUUCCCCUCUCAGCCAUAGAGCCAACUGGGAAACUUUGGGCCAGAUGCUCAGCCCAACCUACCUGGCAGGGUUGUUGUGGAGUUAAGCUUGAGGGUAGGGGAGGAAAAUAGUGUAAGCCACUUUCUUUAAAAAAGAAAAAAGGAGAUACAGCUAAUAAAUGGGAAAGGCAAUGAAAAGCCCCAGAUAGCUCAUGGAGAGGGGAAAGCCUCAUUCUCCCCAAGGGAUACCCGUGGGAAGAGUGAGUGGACCAACAGCUCUUGGUGAGCCCACUGGGCCGUUGGAGCUUACUGUGGACUUUCUGCCCAACAACCAACUCACCGGUCAUUGCAAGAGUGGAUUAUCAGGACAUGCAAGCACCCCCAGUGCUGGUCGAGAGGCAGGGAGUUCCACAUGAAGGGAGCCAUCACACUGAAGGCAAUGCAGAUGAAAACCCCAAUUCUAUCCGUGUUACUUUUGAAAAUUUAGUUCCCUAAUUUUGUUAUUUUCCUGAGGAAAGUAGAGGUGUGCAGUAAAAUGAUGAUCUCUUCAGCUGGGUCUUGUGUAAAAUCAUGGGUCGUAGGCAUGUACAGCAGUCAUUUAAAAAUCUGUCCUGGCAAUGCAGUAUACCAGGGGUGACUUGCAGAACUAAGACUCUGUAUCUGCCGGUGACCAAGGCUGCCAGCAGCUCCAGUAUCUUCACUGACUGACCAGUGUAUUUCAGCUUGCUUUAGUUUUAAAAUAAAGUCUUUACAAAUGUAGCUAAAUGUAUAUAGCAAAAGGGUAUUUCUCCUUUGAAUCGAAAAACUCUUUAACUCCUCCAGAGCUUGAGGUGGCUUAUAGCAAAUAUAAACAUAAUCUAAUAUAAAUCAAAAGCAGUCAUAGUAACCUUAAAAACUAACGUGUAUUUACAAGUAAUCACAAGUGAAUGCUAGAAAUUGCAGAUUAAUAUUGUGAAUGGGUAAAUGAUACUGACCCUCAGUGGUAUCCUAGUGAAUGCUGACUACCGCAUUUGAUGACUGUCAACAGUCACUGGUGUCCCUCAGUGUGGACCUUUAUGUAACUAGCCUAAGAAGAUCAACUGUCAGAGUAAUAUAUCACACAGCUGAGAUAUAUGCAGUAUCAGAUGUGACAGUAAGAUGUUUACUGCCAGUAUCCCAAGAGAGAGACCAUUGAAUAGAUGCUGGUGGUUGCUUGCUCCACAGGAACAUCUGUUACCUUGUCUGGCACAAUCCCGUCUAUCAAAUGUGUUUAUUAAUAAGCAUCUGUUUAGUCAGCUUUAUACCUGUGCCAGGAAGUAAUACACAUGCAGCACCUUUGAUAAUCACUGCUGUCUUGUGUAUUUGGAGAGGAACAGGGCAAUUUUUAAUCUUAGAGGUGGGUACAUGAAGUAAUGCAGAGAGAGGGGGAUAUAUAUAAUUUUUAAAAAAAAAAAUCUCUCUUCCUGUUCUGUACAAAGCCUAGUGCUAUACCUUGCAUCUUUAUGCCAUCAUGUUUAUUACUAGCAGCUUUGCAAAUGAGAGAGGGCAGAUCCCUCUGAUUCAUAGAAAGUUGCACAACUAUUUCCUAGCCGUGUAGUCCUACUCCCUAGCCUUGUUCCAAAGUUGAGAGUCAGGAUGUUGAAUUCCUGUGCAGACUGAACUUCCUUUACAUUCCAGUCUGGAAUUCAGGGCAAUGGACAAGGUUGGAUGUUACCUUUGGGUAGCAAUACAUUCUUUCCUCAGCUAAAUAUGGCCCAGGCACCAAGGAACUAGAACUACUAUGGGCCCUGUGGGGUAAGAUGGAGGAGAACUGCCACACAAAAAGGUUUCUAUAUAACAAAGAGUUCUAGUUCAGUGGCAGACUAAGUACUUUGCACGUGAAAGGUUCCAACUUCUGUGAAGGUAUGGAAAACCCUUCUGAUGCCCUGAACAUUUACCGACAGGCCAUGCAGGUCAGAUGUGGGCAACUUGUAGGCCAAAACUUCUGGAGAGCCACAGCUCCCAUCAGCCUUUGUCAUUGGUUAUGCUGUGUAAUGCUGAUGGGAGUUGUAAGCCAAAACAUUUGCACAGCUACCUUGCCCAUUCCUGGUAUAGAGCAGACCCUCUUGAGAUGGAGUAGUGGGUUGACCGUGUGUAGGUUGCUUCCCCUGUUGUAUGUAUGGGCCAUUAUUAUUGCUGUUAAUAAUGUUUGUCUCUUCCACUAUUAAUGUCCAAGCAUAUUGCCCCUUUGAAAAGGAGUCAUGCUGGGGAUAAUGUGUUCUAUCUGUUGCCCAGCUGUUCUCUAUAUUCCCUGAUCUGGGCCCUUUGACGAAUUGGCUGCCAGGAAGAGAGGGCAUGGCAUGUGCCUCCAGGCUCUUGAACAUUGGAGGAAAUCACACUGGUUUGGGGAAGAUGCUGCCAUCCCGACUGCACAGGAGCGGCCUCUGCACCCUCCCAAGAGCCUGCUGGUUGAACUUCAUGGCCUGGAGGAUCUACCCUCCGGUCAACUUCACCUGGACACCCUUCCGCUCCCACAGCAUUUGGAGCAACGCUGGAGGCCCAAGGCGCAGGCGUAUGGUCACGGCAGGGGCUGGCCUGGGUAUAGGCGCCAUCUUGGCCUAUGGGGCGCAUACUCGGCAGGUAGCCAAGGCUGACACGCCAGCGCCCACACCCAGCCCACCGUUUCCUGUGUUUACCCGGCAGGAGGUGGCCCACCACAACAGCGAGGCCAGUCGUGUGUGGGUGACCUACGGCAGUGACGUGUUCGAUGUCACGGACUUCUUAGAGCUGCAUCCUGGGGGCAAGAGCAAGAUCCUUCUGGCAGCAGGGGGCGCCUUGGAGCCCUUUUGGGCCCUCUAUGCCAUGCACAGCCAGGCGCAUGUGCAGGAGAUCCUUCAAGAGUACAAAGUGGGGGAGCUGAGUCCCGAGGAGCCUCCCCAGCCAGCUCCUGGGGAUCCUUACGCAGAUGACCCUCCCCGGCACCCUGCCCUUCGCGUCAACACCCUAAAGCCCUUCAAUGCAGAACCCCCUCCGGAGCUGCUCGCGGAACAUUUCCUGACUCCGAACCCGCUCUUCUUCAAACGCAACCAUCUUCCUGUGCCAGUGGUGGAUCCAAAGACCUACCGCCUGCAGAUACACGGUCCCUGUGGCCAGGUUUUGUCUCUGUCUCUGCAGGACCUGAAGAAGAAAUACCCCAAGCAUGAAGUGACAGCCACCCUGCAGUGUGCCGGCAAUCGCCGGUCCGAGAUGAACGCCAUCAAGAACACCAACCGGCUUGGCUGGGGCAUUGGGGCGAUCAGCAAUGCAUGCUGGGGAGGCGCCCUGCUCCGGGACGUUCUGAUGGAUGCUGGCUACACGCCAGGUGAUGAGGGGCAUGUCUGCUUUGAGGGGCUAGAUAAGGAUCAGAGCGGCACAGCGUAUGGGGCCUCCAUCCCAUUUAAGAAAGCCAUGAGUCCCGACGGGGAUGUCCUCCUGGCCUAUGAGAUGAAUGGUGAGGAGCUGCCCAGGGAUCACGGGUUCCCCCUUCGAGUCAUCGUGCCAGGCAUCGUCGGAGCUCGGAAUGUCAAAUGGGUGAGCUCCAUCACAGUGGGCCCUGAAGAAAGCAAAAGUCACUGGCAGCGGAAGGAUUAUAAGGGAUUCUCUCCCUCGGUCACCUGGGAGACGGUGGACUUCUCCAAGGCUCCUGCCAUCCAAGAGCUGCCUGUCCAGUCGGCCAUCACUGAACCAGGGCCUGGUACCCCUGUCACACCCGGGGAGCUCACAGUGAAAGGUUAUGCCUGGAGUGGGGGUGGGCAAAGGGUCCUCCGUGUGGAUGUUUCGCUGGAUGGCGGAAAGAGCUGGGGUGUGGCCAGACUAACCGGGGAGGAUCAGUUGCCUGGCCGAGCAUGGGCCUGGACGCUGUGGGAGCUAGAGGCUUCUGUCCCCGCCGGCACCAGAGAGCUGAACAUUGUGUGCAAGGCCACGGACACCAGUUACAAUCAGCAGCCAGACACAGUGAAACCCAUCUGGAACCUUUUGGGAGUGCUCAACAGUGCUUGGCAUCGGGUGCGGGUCCCCGUGAGGGAGGAGUAAAGGUCUUCAUUAUGCCCCAUUGCCUGAUGGAACCAGAGGGUCCUGGAUCCUGGCUGCUGUGUGUCUUCUGCAGUACAUUUGCCUGAGUUGCCUUGAAGAGGCCAAGAAGAAGGGUUGGGAUUUUCAGCAAGAUCUUAUGACUUCUGGCUGUUCCUCCUCACUCUUGGGCUCCUAAUCUUAGCAAUUCUUGCACUGUUCUUUUCUGCCAAGAAGAGGGCAGAUAGGCAUCUCCCUUUCCCUUGGUAUGCUCUAGAAACAAAUCUGCCUACUGUGGAAGGUCGGGAUCAGCACCUUGGAACGGGCUCCAAAAAAGUUUCCAGUAGUCAAAUAUAUCUAUACGCCUGGGAUUGGGAUUGUUUUUGUUUGUUUAAGUUGGGAGUGUUUUUGUUUGUUUAAGUUGGGAGUGUUUUUGUUUGUUUAAGUUAUGUGGCUUUGUCCAUAUUGAGCACUUAGAGGAGUUAUCCAAACAUUUAAUUAUAGUUUCCCCCAUUGCUCUGGGACAUGUCACUUUCAUUGCCCCACAUACUCUUCUAAUGGGCUUUUCAACGCUAAACUACUUUAAAUUCAAUCAUAGGGUGCUGUGUCUAUAAACGAUUUUAAAGGAGAACCUGGGGAGGGGGUAUUUCUCCCACUAGAGCUUUGCCGUCCUAAAUCCAGAUGUUAAUUCUGACAGGUUGCUUCUAGUUGCACAAAGGUCUACCUCUUCUCUUAGCUCCCAUCAUGUUGGGAAGCCCCCUAGAAUCUGUAGUGCCUUCCCUUUGGUUUUGAGAUGCACCGGGCAAACUCCGAACAAGCUGCUGCUGCAAUCUCCCACAUCUGUUGCUGUUUCUUGGGCCAACGCCUGUGCAGAUCUAAUUUCUUAAGUUUCUUAUUGCAGGUACGUGACCUUUUCCGCACUCCCCACCCUUUCUCAGAAGACAUGCUUGGAGGUGGCUAGAAAAAAAAAAAGUGUAGCACUUUCUUCAAGAUUAGGGUUCUUUGUGUUACCUUGAGUAUUUGCUAUCUCCUCAGUAUCCUUUUCCUACCAUCAGCUUUGGUAUGCAUGUGGCAGUUUUGAUUAAUAAAUAUAUGGUGUGCCCUUCAGAUAAAUUUUCUGGGUCUGAUUAGAAGCUUGUUUGCAAUACACCACAGUGCUGAUACUCCAGCACAGCCUUGCAGUGGGGUUUGAGAACAGGGAAGGCAGUGGGAAGAGGAGCACUGCUAUGGAUGGGUUUGGUGCUCUAAAAUGAUCUAGAAUGACCAUCAGAGGAAAAACUUAGCACACUUGGGGAUAUUAUCGGAUGCCAGAUCAGAAACUUGACUCCACUAGCCUGCAUGCUGUCUUCUUCUUUAUUUCAUUUCUAUACUGCCUUGUAGCUGAAGUUAUCCAGGCCAUUUAUAGCAAGGCCUAAAACAAAACACUGAAAGCCGAUGCAUAAAAAAGUGAAAAGAAUAAAAUCAAUAGCAUAAAAAUAAAAUACGGUAAAAAUACCUGGCAAGGAGAAAAAGCACUUUGGUAAUCCCCUCAGGCUCCAGGAUGACCAAGGAGAUCUGUAAAGGCCUCUGCAUGGAGAACUGUCUAAACCUGGUGCGGAAAAGACGGCAAAGGUGGGAGCUGUCUGGCUAAUGGUGCGGGUUAGAAAUCAAAUAAGGAAGGAAGGAAGGAAGGAAGGAAGGAAGGAAGGAAGGAAGGAAGAUUUGGUGAGGCUCUCCCCCUAGUUGCCGCCCUCUGAUCCUCUUGAGGGGCUGGCACUUGGAGGAAGGCCCCAGAGGUUGGACAUAGUGUCUGGGUAGAUCAGGGUAGGGAGAUGUACUCCAACAGCUAUUGUGGUCCCAAGCUGUGUAAGGCUUUAUAAGUUAAAACCGGCACAUUGAAUUGGGCUCAGGAGCAUGCAGGCAGCCAGUGUAGGUGGGCCAGAAGCAGUCUUACAUGUUUAGUCAUCUGGGUCCCGGUUAUUAAUCUUGCUGCUGCAUUCUGCACUGGGUGCAGCUUCUGAACCAUCUUCAAGGGUAUCCCCACAUAGAGUGCAGUACAGUAUUCUAAUUUAGGGAUGAUCAGAGCAUAGAUUACUGAAGCCAGGGCACCCCUGACCAGCUAGGAGUGCAGCUGGAUCAUGAGCCAAAGCUGGUAGAAGGCACUCUGAGCCACUCAUGCCAUCUGAGCCUCAAGGGACAAAGAUGGAGCAAGGAGCACUCCCAGACUAUGAGCCUGCUCCUUCAGGGGGAGUGCAACCCUGUCUAGAAUAGGUUGAACACCCCACAUCUGGUCAGAAGAAUCAUCCAAACCACCAACUCUAUUUGCUUCUUUUCAGAAUAGAGUUUAGAGGCUGAGGGGAAGCUGUCAUUGCACUAUAAAAGUCUUCUGUAUUUCAGCUUUGCUUUGAUUGGAGUCAUAUCCUACCCCUUUAGCCAAAAUGGUUCUCUGGGCAGGUUGUUUCUCUCUGGUAGCCACGGUGGGAAAUGUUUUCAUCUCCCUCUUGUUCCCAUUCUCUGAGGCUUCACAGUGGCCUGUAGGAGGGCCUUCAGAGAAAUGCUAUCACCAGCUGGGAUCUUCCUUCACUCCCCCCCUCACGGCAGUACUAAAGCAUUACACAGAAAACUGCUUAAGCUCCUGAAAGGUGGCUAGAAGGACAUGGCUCCAGCAUUCUUUUCUGUGACAAAAAGCUAGCUCCUGUUAACUGCUGUAAUAAGUGGAAAUUGGUCUUUCAGUGUUUUGGGGGCUGUUUGACUUUCAAAUUGGUUUGGAAUCAUUAUGGUUAUGAUGCUCUGAGCCCAGAACCAAAAUGUCAUAUGGACCUCUUCCUGCAUACAUGGGGCUAUGCACGUUUCACACUUCCCCACUUAGUGCAUUGCCUGAAUUGGGUUCAGUACUGGGAACUGCUGCCUCCUGAUCCCUUGAGAGAGAAAUGAGAUGACACUGGCUUGCCCGCUAGUUUUGCAGGAAGGCCUUUUACAUUUAUACAAACUGGGGGAUUCAUGAGUGACUUCCUUUCUUUUUGGGCACAGCCCUAUGUGUUGGGCCCUCAGGAAAUGUAAGCCCCCAAAGAGAGCCAGUAUAGUGUGGUGGUUAAAGGCGUGGGUCUGGGAGUCAGGAGGUUGGGUUGGAGUCACUGUUUCAGCCAUGGAACCAACUGGGUGACGGCCUCUCAUAGACGCUCAGCCUACCUCACUGGGUUGUUGUUGCAGAGAUAAGACUGUGUGCAGCAGAAGGAGAAUUAUAUAAGCUACUCUGAGUUCUUUGAAAAAGGUAGAAUAUAAAUCUAGUAAAUAAUUUAUAGAUGUUGGGGGCUUUUAUUCCAUGCAGGAUGGAAGAGACUGUGGAGGAAAGCUUCCUCCCGCCCCCGCCUCCACAGUUUUGCUAAACAAGCCUUUUUGCCCAAGUAGCUGUGGCAUUUUGGAGGGGGAGAGCAGGAGGGGAGGGAGGCAUCAGGAUAGUUCCUGGCCUCUCCCGUCUCUCCUCUCUUCUCACUUUGCAAAACAUCCCCUUCUCUCUCUCUCUCCAAGGUUGUAUUGUAGAUCCCCCCUCCAGGUUAGAGGGAAUCUCAGAUUUGGGAUUCACUGCCCCUCAGACGCUGUCUAGGAUUUGCUCCCUCACUUCCUUUAGUUGAAGCUGCUUAUGCUUCUGGUUUCCAUGGCAGUAUGUGAGGGGUGGAGGGAGAGAGAGAAGGAACUGGACAUUUGCUUACCCAUAUUUGGGCCUGUAAACCCUAGCUGCAGUCCUGGCUCCCACUGCUCCUGAUUAUUAUGGGUUUUAUCCCUCCUACCUAUCAAAAAAUAAAAAUGCCACAACAGGCAGUUUUUGGGAGAGCCUCUCAACAUGGGGAAGCAUAAAUCUCUGUCUCUCUUAAGCUGUUCAUUGUCACCAGCUUCUGGUAGCAAACUUUAAGGCCUACUAGCAGAUGCAAAACACUUGAGAGGUGCACUUCUUUCUGUCAAGCCACCUUGAAGGGUACAUGCUGCUGCAGUUGGUUUGUAGCAUCAGACCUUCUGCCUUGAACAGCAGCUGGCCAUGCAUACCUCUGGCAGGAGAGACUUUCCCUGUUACACCAGGAGCCUCAACCUUUGUGGCCUAGACUGAACAAACCUGCUUGCUUGCAGCCUCUUGGAAGAAAAGUAAACAAACCUGGAAUCAGUCUGUUAUCUCUCCAGAUAACAACUUCUGGAUGGGUAAUUCCCUCUUGAAAGAGUGUUCUGAGCAAUCUGAUGCUAAUAUGGGAAAGUAAUUAGUUAUUCUUAAGAUUAAGCACCUUUAAAAUAUAUUGCACAGGUGGAAGUUUUUAAUACUUUCAGUAUGCGCUGACUGAUUUUAUCCUAUCUUUGGUCUGACUUUCUUCCAAACUCUUAGCUGGGACACUAGAAAUUGUUGCAGAAAUGCAAUUGUUCUGUUAUCUUGGAGAGAGGGGGUGAUCUAUUUUUUCCUAGUAGAUUUAAAUAAAAACUCUAAAUUUGA
Molecule: messenger RNA, 11410 nt
Organism: Varanus komodoensis (Komodo dragon)
Lineage: Eukaryota; Metazoa; Chordata; Lepidosauria; Squamata; Varanidae
Gene: SUOX
Product: sulfite oxidase
Exons: 4
Coding region: 5266-6981 (571 amino acids)
Cellular component (GO): mitochondrion
Molecular function (GO): molybdopterin cofactor binding; heme binding; oxidoreductase activity
Source: RefSeq, a predicted model, not a curated record